UGCAAAUGUAAUUCAUAUAUCUUUUUCAGGUUUCAUGUAGCCGAGAGAGAGAUAUUCCUGUCAUAGAAGCUGGGUGCAUGGAUAACAUAUAUGAUGCUUUGGCCGAACACCUUGUUCCAACUGCAGCAGCAACAUCAAGCCCUAAUUUCAAGCAUAUUGUUGGUCUUGCUGGUCCUCCCGGUGCUGGAAAUAGCACUGUCGUAUCUGAAGUAGCUAAGAGAGUCAAUAAGUUAUGGCCCCAAAAGUCUCCUUCCUUUGAUUCUCAAGUUGAGCCUCUAGAAGUUGCCAUUGUUCUUCCAAUGGAUGGAUUCCACCUUUAUCGUCAUCAGCUUGAUGCAAUGGAGGAUCCAGAGAAAGCACAUGCGAGAAGGGGUGCUCCAUGGACGUUUGACCCCAAUUUACUACUAGAAUGCCUUAAGACUCUUAAAGAUCAGGGAUCAGUGUACUGUCCAUCUUUUGACCAUGGUGUAGGAGAUCCUAUAGAAGAUGAUAUCGUUGUGAACCUUCAACACAAAAUAGUGAUAGUUGAAGGUAAUUAUUUGCUACUUGGAGAUGGUGCUUGGAAGGAGGUAUCAUCCAUGUUUGAUGAGAAGUGGUAA
Molecule: messenger RNA, 599 nt
Organism: Solanum verrucosum
Lineage: Eukaryota; Viridiplantae; Streptophyta; Magnoliopsida; Solanales; Solanaceae
Product: putative uridine kinase C227.14
Exons: 7
Coding region: 78-599 (173 amino acids)
Cellular component (GO): cytoplasm
Molecular function (GO): ATP binding; kinase activity
Source: RefSeq, a predicted model, not a curated record